AUGGCCAGGUGCGCGCGCUCGUUGCUUCAGACCUUCGACGCCAACGUCUGGGUCGCCUCCCUCCCAGCCCUUGAUGACACCACCCGCGCAGUCCUCACCGCGUGCACGGACGCCAUCCCGUCGGCGCUGCUCAUGCAGGAGGUCGCCGACCUGUUCGCGCUCGACGCCGCCCAGGCCGCGGCCCUCAAGCGCUGGGCCGUCCUGGUCGCGAGCGGUGCUGGCUCGGCGGCCAACAACGCCGUGGACCACCUGCUCGACUUCAACGCCAAGACCCACUACAACCCAUCUGGGGGCCGCAAGCCCAAGACGACCGACGCCUUCAAGUUCUGGGGCCGUCAGUGCGCCCCCUCCGUCAAGAUCUUCGCGGCGACUCUCGAGCGGGUCGACGGUGUCUAUUGCGGCUUCGAGCAGCUGCUCUACACCCAAGCGCUCUCCCUUGUGCCCACCAGCGGCUGCCCGUUCGCCUCCAUCGUCAUGGUCGGCGAUCCCUCCCAGCUGUCUCCGCGCUGCAAGUCCAAGGACGCCGAGGCGCGAGGCUUCAAGAUCUCGCUCGUGGCUAAGUUCAUGCACUGCCAUCAAUGCAGCGAGGAAGUUGUUGCGGUCCUUUGCGAGAACCGACGCAGCCUUAGCGACCUCGUCGUCUGGCUGACCUACUGCGGCGGGCAGCUCUGGCCCCACCUCACGAUCGACGACCGACCCAUCCCAGACGACAUACCUUGA
Prorocentrum cordatum is the source of this 720-nucleotide messenger RNA. NCBI's taxonomy places the organism in Eukaryota, Dinophyceae, Prorocentrales, Prorocentraceae. The record is from the annotation of a GenBank genome assembly.